Jatropha curcas is the source of this 2098-nucleotide messenger RNA. Its product is annotated as protein DETOXIFICATION 46, chloroplastic. Gene Ontology annotation, molecular function: xenobiotic transmembrane transporter activity; antiporter activity. Gene Ontology annotation, cellular component: membrane. Gene Ontology annotation, biological process: transmembrane transport. The record is from RefSeq and is a predicted model, not a curated record. Lineage: Eukaryota; Viridiplantae; Streptophyta; Magnoliopsida; Malpighiales; Euphorbiaceae.
AAUCAAAACCCCAGCACGACACGCCUCUUCUCUCCACUUCGCUCCUCAAUUUCAAAUAAAUUCAAUUCAAUUCCAAUUUUUAGCUAAAACAGCACAAUGCAAAUCAAUGCCCUAAGUCUUCAUUCUUCUUCUCUAAUUUCUCCUCAAAACCCUAAUUUCAAGCGUUACUAUUCUCAACCUUCACUUCCUUUUAACAAACAGCUAACUCCUUGCAUCCAUGGCUCUCGUUUCCCUUCAUGUUUACACCUUUCGAAUGCAAAGCAUCGGAGAAAUCGAUUUACGAGCAAUUGCAUUAGCCCUGGCAAAGAUGUAGCAUUUGAUAAUGAUACAGUAUCUGAGAGCGGAAACGAUAGUAGAAUAGCUUCAGUUUCGUCCUUUCAAGAAGAAGAAGAAGAAGUAGGAGAAACAGUAGAAAUAGAGGUCAAAAGAGAUGGAUUAGAGAAUCAAAGUAUAUGGAACCAAAUUCAGGAGAUUGUAAAGUUUACAGGACCUGCUACGGGGCUUUGGUUAUGUGGGCCGCUAAUGAGUCUUAUUGACACUGCAGUUAUCGGUCAGCAAAGCUCCAUUGAGCUUGCUGCUUUAGGACCUGGGACAGUGGUUUGUGAUUAUAUGUCUUAUGUGUUUAUGUUCCUUUCAGUUGCCACUUCAAAUUUGAUUGCAACUUCCCUUGCCAGACAGGAUAAAAAUGACGUACAACAUCAAAUAUCUAUCCUUCUUUUUGUGGGGUUGGUUUGUGGCAUCUUGAUGUUUCUGUUUACAAGGUUUUUUGGUUCAUGGACAUUAACUGCUUUUACAGGACCAAAAAAUGUACAUAUUGUACCUGCGGCAAAUACUUAUGUUCAGAUUCGAGGCUAUGCAUGGCCCGCAGUUAUUGUUGGAUGGGUUGCUCAAAGUGCAAGUCUUGGCAUGAAAGACGCUUGGGGACCUCUGAAGGCUUUGGCAGUUUCCAGUAUUCUAAAUCUUGUUGGUGAUGUAGUCCUCUGCAGUUUCUUAGGUUACGGGAUUGCUGGUGCUGCAUGGGCAACAAUGGUGUCUCAAGUUGUUGCAGGUUAUAUGAUGAUUGAAGCUUUGAACAAGAAAGGAUACAAUGCAUUUGCUUUCUCUAUUCCGACGCUCAAUGAACUUUCAAUGAUAGCUGGGAUUGCAACUCCAGUGUUUGUAACAAUGAUGUCAAAGGUGGUCUUCUACUCUCUCCUUAUAUACUUUGCUACGGCUAUGGGCACAAAUUCUGUAGCUGCUCAUCAGGUCUUGCUUCAAACGUACAGCAUGUGUACAGUAUGGGGUGAGCCUCUCUCUCAAACUGCACAAUCAUUUAUGCCAGAGUUGAUUUAUGGUGUCAACCGAAGUUUGAUAAAAGCACGGAUGUUGCUAAAGUCACUUGUGGUAAUUGGAGCCACACUUGGAGCAUUGUUGGGGGCCAUUGGAACAAUUGUCCCUUGGUUCUUGCCAAAUCUCUUUACACCUGAUCAAAAUGUUAUACAGGAGAUGCACAAAGUGCUUUUACCAUACUUCUUGGCAUUGGCUGUGACACCUAGUACUCACAGCCUUGAAGGGACAUUGAUGGCUGGACGAGAUCUCAAAUUUCUUAGCUUGUCAAUGACAGGAUGUCUUUCCUUUGGUACCCUUAUAUUGAUGCUUACAAACAGCAAAGGAUAUGGUCUGGUCGGCUGCUGGUUCGCGCUUGUAGGCUUCCAAUGGUCUCGAUUUUUCCUUGCCCUCCAACGACUUCUCUCACUUGAUGGCGUACUGUACUCUGUAGACUUGAGCCGCUAUAAAAUUGAGAAGCUGACAGCCAGUUAAUUUAAUUUAAGGUGUUACAAAGAGAUCAAGUUUGUAAUCCUUACCUAGGACCUGAGCUGCAAAAAUCUGGAUAUUGAGUUCUCAUUAAUUUUUGGAGAGUCAAUCUGUGCAAAGUAGCAAUCUGCACUCAAGCUGUGAUGUGUUUUUCUUCACAGCUGAUAUCAAUUGUAAGUUUCAUAUUACUCGUAAUCAUCAAAUAGGAUGAUUACGAUAUGGCCCAAAGCUGUCCUUAUUCGAGCAGGAUGAUCAAUUUUAUCAAUUAGAAUUAAAUUAAUAAAAAUAUUUUAUUAUUAAUUCA